Molecule: messenger RNA, 2232 nt
Organism: Podarcis raffonei (Aeolian wall lizard)
Lineage: Eukaryota; Metazoa; Chordata; Lepidosauria; Squamata; Lacertidae
Product: flavin-containing monooxygenase 1-like
Exons: 9
Coding region: 292-1890 (532 amino acids)
Molecular function (GO): N,N-dimethylaniline monooxygenase activity; NADP binding; flavin adenine dinucleotide binding
Source: RefSeq, a predicted model, not a curated record
UAGCACUGGUUGGAAAAAACAAGUACCAUUGGCUUAAAUGGCGGCUGCUAGCCUGGUUCUUCUGAAAUCAGGUGGCACUUUGCUCGUGACAACAGGAUUACACUGAACGCAUGCUCAGUUGAGACUAUUGACAUAGCUUGAUAUGGACCGUAACAUUUAAAUGAUGACUCUGAGAACUUCAAAAGACAGCUAAGAGAGAGCCAACUGGUUUUCCACAUCCUCCUUGUCCUCCCCCACUCUGGGGAAACCCAUAGCAAAGACUGCUGGAAGUGUGCUGUUUAGCCAGAAACCAUGGCCAAGAAAGUAGCGAUUGUUGGGGCAGGAGUGAGUGGACUGGCAUCCAUCAAAUGUUGCCUGGAUGAAGGACUGGAGCCCACCUGCUUUGAGAGGAGCGAUGACAUUGGGGGGGUGUGGCGAUUCACGGAGGAUGUCGAAGAAGGAAGAGCCAGCCUUUACAGAUCAGUGGUCAGUAACACCUGUAAAGAGAUGUCGGCUUUUGCUGACUUUCCAUACCCAGAAGAUUUCCCCGUCUUUUUACCACACGCCAAGCUCCUGGAAUAUCUUAGGAUGUAUACAAAACAUUUUGAUCUUCAGAAGCACAUUCAGUUCAAGAGUACCGUGAUCAGCGUAAGGAAGUGCCCCGACUUCUCUGCCACCGGCCAGUGGGACGUUGUCACGGAGACUGAUGGGAAACAGAAAUCCGCCAUCUUUGAUGCUGUCAUGGUUUGCAUUGGUUAUCUUGCCGAUCCCUCAGUGCCACUCAAGUCUUUCCCUGGUCUAGACAAGUUCAAGGGGCAGUAUUUCCACAGCCGCUACUACAAAAGCCCCGAGGUCUUCAAGGAUAAGACAGUCCUGGUGAUUGGCAUGGGGAAUUCUGGAACCGACAUCGCCGUGGAAGCAACUCAGACAGCAAAAAAGGUGAUGCUCAGCACAGAAAGAGGUGCUUGGGUGAUAAGCCGUGUCUUUGACAAUGGCUACCCGUGGGACAUGGUGUUCCUAACCCGUUUUAUGAACAUUGUUCGAAACAUCCUCCCGGGGCGCUUCACAGGAUGGCUGAUUGAGAACCGAGUGAGCCAGUGGUUUAACCACGCAAACUAUGGCUUAAUUCCAAAGGACAGGACGGUGACGAGAGAGCCCAUUUUGAAUGACGAGCUCCCGUCCUGCAUCAUCACUGGGAAGGUCUCUGUUAGGCCCGAGGUGAAGGAGUUCAGAGAAAACGCCGUUGUGUUUGUGAACGCUCCUGGGGCAGAAGAAGUGGACGUCGUCGUCUUCGCCACGGGAUACAAAGCUUCUUUCCCUUUCAUCGACGAGUCGAUUGUCAAGGUGGAAAACCAGCAGGCUUCCUUGUACAAAUACAUCUUCCCCCCUCGGCUGGAGAAACCGACCCUCGCCUUCAUCGGCUUCCUCAGGCCAUUUGGGGCGGUGAUGCCUGUUGUGGAAACUCAAGCGCGCUGGGUCACACGCAUCUUUAAUGGCUUGUGUAAGUUGCCUCCAGUGACUGAAAUGAUGGAGGAGGUCAACGAAAAGAAGAAAAACAAGCUCAACUGGUUUGGCUUGUCCUUUGAUGAGGUUUUGAAAACAGAUUGCCUUGUAUACAUGGACCAACUUGCUUCCUACAUUGGCAUAAAACCGAGUGUACCAGCCCUCCUUCUCCAAGAUCCAGAACUGGCCCUGAAGAUCUUCUUCGGUCCCUGCUCUGCCUACCAAUUCCGCCUGAGUGGACCAGGGAAGUGGGACGGGGCCAGAAACGCCAUCAUGACCCAGUGGGAGAGGACAGUGAAGCCCACAAGAAUCCGAGUGGUGGAAGACUCUGGAAGUUUCCUCACAUACCUGAUGAAAGUCCUUGCCAUCUUUGCUAUUUUUGUCGGGAUUUUCUUCAGUUUCAAUUAGUUCUGCCAGUUCAAAAGCAUUAUUACCUGUAUCUUUCCAGAUGCAUAUGUUCUGCCUACGUGAUACUUCACUUUGCAGAAGUAAGAAAAGAAAGAAGGGCCUUUUCUAAAGUACAUACUCAAAUCUAAAUGUGGACAAUUUGACAUUUUUAUACUUGAGGGUUAAAAAAAUCAAAAUGGAAGCACAAAUCUUUGACACCUGAACAUGAAAAUGUGCUCUUGUUGGCGCACUAUUUGCACGCUGCUGUGUGCAAUGCACAAAGAAAUCUUCUCUACAUGCUUGGCUAUUAUAAAUGCACAGAAUUAUUAUUUGGAUAUUCAUUUACUCUGUACGACAUAGUGC